AUGUCAAGCAUGAUGCGGCCAAAUCUAGGAAAACAAGUGCAACGCACCAUGAGCGCCAUCCACCGCAGGGGCCUUACACUCUGGCACCCUCCCAAGUUCGAAAACGAGAAAAUGCUUACCUACGCUAAGAACUCGUCCGAGCGCACCCAACUCACCAAGACAAUCGAAUUCAUGAAGCGCACAUUUCCCGUCCAGAUUCCUCUCACCGUCAACGGCGCAACAUUGCAACCAAAGGAAUCACGCACGCAGCUCAACCCUUCUAAACACUCGGAGAAAGUCGCGGAGUACGCCUCUGCAACACCCGACCAAGUCAACGCCGCCAUCGACGCCGCUCUCGCAGCCAAACCUGCCUGGGAAGCCACGCCCUUUGAAGACCGCGCCGCGAUUUUCCUGCGCGCCUGUGAACUGAUUACAGGCAAAUACCGCUCUGAGCUCGUAGCCGCGACAAUGCUCGGCCAAGGGAAGAAUAUCUGGCAGGCGGAGAUUGAUGCACCGGCCGAGACGGCGGAUUUCUUCCGGUACUACAUCCAGGAAGCGUGGUCGUUGUAUUCCCAGCAGCCGAGAGAACAGCCCGCCGGAAACUGGAAUAAACUCGAGUAUCGGCCGCUUGAGGGCUUUGUGUACGCGAUUGCACCGUUCAACUUCACCGCGCUGGGCGCAACGCUUGUUGGGCCGGCAGCACUGUUAGGCAACGUGGUUGUUUGGAAGCCGUCGGAUUCGGCACUGCAUGCGAGCUGGUUGCUUCAUCAGAUAUUGCUCGAGGCUGGACUUCCCAAGGACGUGAUUCAGUUCGUGCCUGGGGAUGCAGAGGGGGUUACAGACACAGUUCUGCAAAGACCAGAGUUUGGGGGCUUGUCGUUUAUUGGUUCAACAGCCGUUUUUAAGGGCAUCCAAAAGAAGAUCGGAAAUGCCAUUGGCCAGGGUGUGUAUAACUCAUAUCCUCGCGUGGUUGGUGAGACUGGGGGGAAGAACUGGGGUGUGGUUCAUUCUUCUGCAGAUAUCAGAAGCGCGGCACUGAACACAAUCCGCGCUGCGUUUGAGUACCAGGGCCAGAAGUGCUCGGCCAACUCACGGGUCUAUGUUACUGAGUCUGCCUGGCCAGAAUUCAAGGACCAUUUACAGAAAGAAAUUGCUGCGUUAAAGGUUGGUCCUGUGGAGGACUAUUGCAACUUCAUUAAUCCAGUCAUCCAUGAACGCUCAUUCGAUAAACUCAACCAGGUUAUUGAAGACGCAAAGAACGAUCCUGAGCUAGAGCUAAUUACCGGUGGAAAGGCAUCAAAAGAAGAAGGGUUCUACGUCCAUCCUACAGUAUACCAGACCAGCAACCCACGCCAUGAUAUCAUGUCUCGCGAACUUUUCGGCCCCAUCCUAGGCGUCUAUGUCUUCCCUGAUGAUAAGUGGGAGGAAACACUCAGGACAGUGGACACUACCUCGCGCUAUGCUCUUACAGGAAGUAUCUUUGCCAAAGACCCCUAUGCCAGUCGCCAGGCGCAGACUGUCUUGAAGCAUGCUGCGGGGAUGCUCUAUCUUAAUACAAAGUGCACUGGCUCUGUCGUGGCCCAGCAGCCUUUUGGUGGUAGUCGGGACUCUGGAACGAAUGACAAGACAGGCACAAUGGCUCACUUGCUGAGAUUCGCGAGUACUCGGACGAUUAAGGAAGACUUUAUCCCGUUGGAGAGUGUUCAGUAUCCUUCUAAUGAGGUUUGA
Messenger RNA from Aspergillus puulaauensis, 1707 nucleotides. RefSeq lists its product as uncharacterized. The coding region runs from base 1 to 1707 and encodes 568 amino acids. The transcript has 2 exons. The record is from RefSeq and is a predicted model, not a curated record. Gene Ontology annotation, cellular component: mitochondrial matrix. Lineage: Eukaryota; Fungi; Ascomycota; Eurotiomycetes; Eurotiales; Aspergillaceae. Gene Ontology annotation, molecular function: L-glutamate gamma-semialdehyde dehydrogenase (NAD+) activity.